UAUAGAUCUGUUUCUCUCUGCAUUGUUGAGAUUGAGAAUCUGUAGGUGUUAUUAUAGUUAAUUAGUUUGUUCAUGGCUUUGACUCUACGUUCGUCGACCUCGUUCAUGAGCCGGCUCGACGCGGGCAUCAAGGGCAACCGGUCGGCGGAGGAGUUCCCGGUCGCCAGCUCUGUUGCGCCCGUCAGCAGGGCCGCUUGUGGCCGGCUGCGAGCGGUUGCUAAAGCGGCGGCGCGGGCGGCUCAGCCGCAGCGGCGGUGCCAGGAUGAGGAGGUCGCGGUGGCGCUGCACGGGGCGGCGGCGCACCGGAGAGAGGUGGGAGGAGGAGGGCGAGUAGGAGUGGCGGUGUACGUGAUGCUGGGGCUGGACACGGUGAGCAGAGAGGGGCGGCUGCAGCGGCCGCGGGCGCUGAACGCGAGCCUGAUGGCGCUGCGGAGCGCCGGGGUGGAGGGGGUGAUGGUGGACGUGUGGUGGGGGCUGGUGGAGAAGGAAGGCCCCCGGCGGUACGACUGGGAGGCCUACGCCGAGCUGGUGCAGAUGGUGCAGCGCCACGGCCUGAAGCUUCAGAUGGUCAUGUCUUUCCACCAGUGCGGUGGCAACGUCGGUGACUGUUGCAGCAUUCCGUUGCCUCCAUGGGUGCUUCAGGAAAUGGACGAAAACCCAGACAUCGUCUACACUGACAGAUCAGGAAGAAGGAACCCGGAGUACAUCUCGUUAGGCUGCGACAUGAUGCCGGUCCUCAGAGGAAGAACUCCAAUCCAAGUCUACUCUGAUUUCAUGAGGAGCUUCAAGGAAAGAUUCAAUGACUACCUCGGCGAAGUCAUCGUUGAAAUCCAAGUGGGAAUGGGGCCUUGCGGGGAGCUCAGGUAUCCGUCCUAUCCCGAGAGCAAUGGAACGUGGAGGUUUCCUGGAAUUGGGGAAUUCCAGUGCUACGACAAGUACAUGAAGGCUUCUCUGCGAGCUGCGGCGGUUGCAGCAGGGCACGAGGAAUGGGGCGAGGACGGGCCGCACGACGCCGGCCACUACAAGCAGUUCCCGGAGGAGACCGGCUUCUUCCGGCGAGAAGGGACGUGGAGCACGAGCUACGGCGAGUUUUUCCUCGACUGGUACUCGGAGAAGCUGCUGGAGCACGGCGACCGCGUGCUGGCGGCCGCGGAGGGCGUCUUCCGCCGCAGCGGCGCGAAGCUCUCCGGCAAGGUCGCGGGGAUCCACUGGCACUACUGCACGCGCUCCCACGCGGCGGAGCUCACCGCCGGAUACUACAACACGCGGCAGCGCGAUGGCUACGUGCCGAUCGCGCGGGGGCUGGCGCGGCGGGGCGCGGUGCUGAACUUCACGUGCAUGGAGAUGCGCGACGAGCAGCAGCCGGGGCAGGCCGGGUGCUCGCCGGAGAUGCUGGUGCGGCAGGUGCGGCAGGCGGUGGCGGCGGCCGGGGCGGAGCUGGCGGGGGAGAACGCGCUGGAGAGGUACGACGAGAACGCCUACGCGCAGGUGGUGGUGACGGCCGCAGGCUCGGCGGAGGAGGGCGUCGGGCUCAGCGCGUUCACGUACUUGAGGAUGAACAAGAGGCUGUUCGAGGGCGAGAACUGGCGCCACUUCGUCGCGUUCGUGAAGAAGAUGUCGGAAGGCGGGAGGAAGAGUGAGCUUCCGAGGAGCGAUCGCAGCCACUCCGAUCUUUACGUCGGUUUCAUCAAAGGCGGCGGUCGCCGGAGCUCCAAACCAGAAGAAGCUACUGCUGCAUUAUAAAGUACGAGGAGACAGAUCUAAAACUAUAUAUGGCAGGUGAAACGUAUAAUUUAAACAGAAAAUAAAUUGGCACUACAGACAAAAAAAAAAAAAACAGAAUUAUAGAUCGAAUAAUAUUGUCAUUUGGA
This is a messenger RNA of Zingiber officinale, 1871 nucleotides long. RefSeq names its product beta-amylase 3, chloroplastic-like. Gene Ontology annotation, biological process: polysaccharide catabolic process. Bases 73 to 1743 code for a protein of 556 amino acids. Gene Ontology annotation, molecular function: beta-amylase activity. The transcript has 4 exons. The record is from RefSeq and is a predicted model, not a curated record. NCBI's taxonomy places the organism in Eukaryota, Viridiplantae, Streptophyta, Magnoliopsida, Zingiberales, Zingiberaceae.